UAUUUUAAUGAUCACAAAUUUUGUCCACAUAUUCUCUCUCUCCACUCUCCUUCUAUAUAACUGCCCAAUCCAACCAAUCCCUUCCUCCUACUAACUGUGAGAAAAAUAGAGAGAGAGAGAGAGAGGCCAAGGGACAGAAAAAUGAUGAGGUUAAGGUCAAAGCGAUUCUCCAGAAGCAAUUCAAAGCUUUGUGGCGGCGGCGUUGGUGGUGGAGUAAAUCCCGCCGCCACCAUCGGCGGCGGAGAAAUAAAAUGGGAACUUAGGCCCGGCGGCAUGCUUGUUCAGAAAAGAGAAAGUCAAGAAAACGCCGGCGAAGAGACGAUGAUCACCAUUAGAGUCUCUACUGUCUCUAAAUGGCAUGAUAUGUCAAUCCAACCCACCUCCACAUUUGGAGAAUUAAAGAUUCUAUUGUCAAUAUUGACGAAAUUGGAGCCCCACGAGCAAAGAUUGCUAUUCAAAGGGAAAGAGAGAGAAGAUGAUGAGCACUUGCACAUGGUUGGUGUAAGAGAUAAGGACAAAGUGCUCAUGUUAGAAGAUCCGGCUAUCAAAGAAGGCAAGCUACUCGGGUCGGCCCGGACCCGGGUCAUCCAAGCCCCUUACCGUACCAUUAGUGUCUAAUUAAUUAACACUACUUAAAUAUUAAUUAAGUCUUAAUUAGGUGUUUUUCUAUAGUUGUGUCUUUGAUGAUCAACUAACUAUAAAACAAGCUAUUAUUUGUUAAAAAUGUAAUGAUGGUUAUGCGUCCAAUCAUGGAAGUGUUUCGGGGGGGCGAUAAUACCCUUGUCGGCUUGGGCUUUAUUAAAAUGUAAAAUGAUGAUGAAUGUCCAAGUCAUUUUGGAUUAGUUUAUAGGGUAUAUGUUGCAAGAGAUGAAUCAAUGAUAUUGGGUUCUCUUUGUUUUGUAAAGAGGAAAUGAAUCAAUUAUAUUGGUUUCUCUUUA
Molecule: messenger RNA, 938 nt
Organism: Salvia miltiorrhiza (redroot sage)
Lineage: Eukaryota; Viridiplantae; Streptophyta; Magnoliopsida; Lamiales; Lamiaceae
Product: BAG family molecular chaperone regulator 3-like
Exons: 2
Coding region: 142-618 (158 amino acids)
Molecular function (GO): protein binding
Source: RefSeq, a predicted model, not a curated record